UACGAUUACCUUAUUAAUUUUUGAUUACUAGCCUAUGUGAUAAUGUUUUUUAUCAGAAUUUUUUUCUAGGCAAAUCGUAACUAUUGCUUAUUUUCUGAUUUAUUUAUUUAUGGGGAGAUCAAUUAUAAACUACUUCCUCAAGUAAAAUUCUUUUGAUUGAAUAAAUUGAUGUUUACUAUAAAUAUUUCUCAGGUAAUUUACAAAAACAAGUUUGAGUACAUAGCAUACUUUUUAACAACGAUUUGAUUAUUUUUCUAUUAAAUAUUCGUUAAUUGGGACUACAAAUUGGGUAAACGAGAUACAAAAUCACAAGGUUCAAUAUUUUUUUUGUUUAGAUUAUCUUAUGUCCUGUUAAUGAGUAGCACAAAUUUAUAUGAUAUUAAUAUAUGUGUAUAUAUAUACAGAUUCACAUACUUCCAUUUCCAUACCAGUUUAUAUCUUUUUCAUCAUUAAAAAUCUAGAAGUCUCUCCUUAGAAACCCUAAAUUAUAAAAUAAAGAAUAUGGUGAAGAACGUGAAACUCCUACUCUUCUUCAUCUCCAUCUCCCUCCUCCUGAUCGCCGUUGCUGAAGCCCAGGAUGGCCACGAGGGCCAUUCUCAUUCAAGAAACCCAAAAUGCGAAUGCUCACACGACCACGACCAAGAAAACAAAGCUGGAGCUCAAAAAUACAAGAUCGCUGCCGUUCCUUCCGUUCUAAUAGCCGGAGUAAUCGGAGUUCUUUUCCCUCUCCUAGGCAAAGUCUUCCCUUCUUUGCGUCCUGAGACACCUUUCUUCUUCGUCACGAAAGCCUUUGCUGCAGGAGUGAUCCUAUCUACAGGGUUUAUGCACGUCUUGCCUGAGGCUUACGAGAUGCUUAACUCGCCGUGCUUGACUUCAGAAGCAUGGGACUUUCCUUUCACAGGAUUUAUUGCGAUGGUCGCUGCGAUAUUGACGUUAUCAGUGGAUACAUUUGCCACUUCGAGUUUCAAUAAAUCUCAUUGCAAUGCGUCGAAGACGAUCCCUGAUGGAGAAUCUGGCGAGCUGGUCGUUGACUCUGCCAAGGUGCAGAUGCUUCGGACAAGAGUUAUUGCACAGGUAUUGGAGCUGGGAAUAAUAGUACACUCAGUGGUAAUUGGAAUAUCACUUGGAGCUUCACAGAGUCCAGAAGCUGCGAAAGCUCUCUUUAUUGCCUUGAUGUUUCAUCAAUGCUUCGAAGGUCUUGGCCUUGGUGGUUGUAUUGCUCAGGGCAAAUUCAAGUGUUUGUCAGUAACAAUAAUGUCGACUUUCUUCGCGAUAACAACUCCAUUAGGUAUCGUUGUUGGAAUGGAAAUAGCGAAUACGUACGAUGAGUCUUCUCCAACGGCUCUGAUCGUACAGGGAGUUUUGAACGCUGCAUCCGCAGGUAUUCUCAUCUACAUGUCUCUGGUGGACCUUCUCGCAGCUGAUUUUAUGCAUCCCAAAAUGCAAUCCAACACUGGACUUCAAAUAAUGGCACAUAUUGCUCUUCUUCUUGGUGCUGGCCUCAUGUCUAUAUUGGCCAAAUGGGCAUGAUUAUUUUCUUAUUCAACACUCAAUUAUUUGUUCUUUUUGUCAAGCAUUUGUUCUUGUUUCUCCUUUAAUUAUUUUUUUGAAAUCUCUAUUUUCUGGCCCACUUCAUGUCUACAUGAGAAAAAUUAUUUGAAUUAUGUAUAGUUUAUUCAUGUCCCAGAAAAGUAAGAAGCCCUGAUUUGUUUCUUGAAUGAGUGUGACUUGUAAUGACCUUAUGUUAUAUUUA
Brassica napus (rape) is the source of this 1753-nucleotide messenger RNA. RefSeq names its product zinc transporter 3. The transcript has 3 exons. Gene Ontology annotation, cellular component: plasma membrane. Gene Ontology annotation, molecular function: zinc ion transmembrane transporter activity. Gene Ontology annotation, biological process: zinc ion transmembrane transport. The coding region runs from base 502 to 1530 and encodes 342 amino acids. The record is from RefSeq and is a predicted model, not a curated record. Lineage: Eukaryota; Viridiplantae; Streptophyta; Magnoliopsida; Brassicales; Brassicaceae.